This is a messenger RNA of Closterium sp. Naga37s-1, 789 nucleotides long. The record is from the annotation of a GenBank genome assembly. NCBI's taxonomy places the organism in Eukaryota, Viridiplantae, Streptophyta, Zygnematophyceae, Desmidiales, Closteriaceae.
AUGACAUUCGCCGCGUUUUGCGGCGUGUUUCUGAUUGGCUUCGGACCGGCCAUUGCCGUGAUUGCCGUGACCGUAUCGCGACAGGCGUUCCUCUCGCUCGUUACUCUCACCAGCACCUUCUAUUGGCUCAUCACACUCCUCGCAAUCGCCUUCUUUUGGCGUCCCUUCAUCGCCCUCACUGCUCUCUCCGACUUCUUCCUCCUCCUCCUCAUUCUCUCUGCUGUUGCUGCCCAAGAGGUCUCCCGACAGCUGCUCUGUCAAAUGCUAUUUCGCCUGGAGCGAGGUCUAAACGCCAUAGCUGCUGCAAGACGCCUGCCCCCGCUCUCCCCUCUCAACACCUUCCACCUUUCUCUUGCUACCGGUCUGGGCCAUGGCAUCGCUCACUCCCUCUUCCUCUUCCUCAGCGUCUCCUCACCCGCCAUCGGCCCUGCCACCUUCUACUCCUGGCGCUGCCCCCAGCUGCCGCUUGUUGUGCUCUCAGCCAUUGCCUCUGCAGCGUUCCUCAUAAUACACUCGCUGGGAAUGGUGCUGGCCUAUGACGCACACAAGGCGCAGCUUAUCAAGGGGACAGAAUUCGCUCCAGGAACACAGUCAAGCAGAGAAGCAGAGGCAGUGCAAGAGAGGCAGCCUUUAAGGAGUACUGAAGCAGCAGCAGCAAGAGCAGCAGCAGGAAGCACACAAGCAGCAGAUGAAGGGCAGUUGGGGCAGGUGUCAGAGUGGCGCUUCUCCUUUCCCUCCACGCCUCAAGAGAUGAAGGCUCCUGCGAUUCACGCAGCAGCAGCAGUGUGU